This is a messenger RNA of Arachis duranensis, 1316 nucleotides long. RefSeq lists its product as uncharacterized. NCBI's taxonomy places the organism in Eukaryota, Viridiplantae, Streptophyta, Magnoliopsida, Fabales, Fabaceae. The transcript is spliced from 2 exons. The coding region runs from base 79 to 1188 and encodes 369 amino acids. The record is from RefSeq and is a predicted model, not a curated record.
UCUAAAUGAAUACUUUUAUAUAUAAAUGCAUAAUAUCAAGGCAAAUCUGAAAGUCUCAACAAACACAAACUUCUCAGAAUGUUUGACCCUAGACACCUUAAAAGUGCCAAGUUACUUUUAUCCUCUCUUUUCAUAUUCUCUGCCAUAAUUUUUGUUAUCCAUGCAUAUAGUAUUAUCUACCAUGAUUUCCUACACUCUGCUACAUAUAAAGAACCUUCAGAGAAUUUGCAAGCUCAGAGUCACAGAUUCAAAGAGCAAAUAAGACCAACACUUUCUAAUCUGCCUUUACACUCCAUUCAAGAAGAGAAUGAUAGAAUUCAAGCUGGAAAUCAGAAUGACUUGGUUGCUCCACUCGGUGUGACAGAAUUAGAGAGAAUAGCUUGGUUUCGGAAAAACCUGCACAAGUUUGAUAUUCUCAAGUCAAACAAUUCGACCCGAAGAUUUCACAGCAGAGUUCUAGAAUUCUUCAGCCGUGAAUGCGAGGCUCAGUUUUUCAUGACUUGGAUUUCGCCGGCAGGCUCGUUUGGUGUAAGAGAAUUGAUGUCCGUGGAAAGUGUUUUUAAGGUUCAUCCCAGCGCAUGCCUUGUAAUUCUGUCAAGAACUUUGGAGACCACGCACGGCUACACAGUGCUGAAACCGUUGCUUGACAGUAGGUUCAAGGUUCAGGUCGUGACCCCAGACUUGCCUUUUCUGUUCAAAGGGACACCGGCCGAAGCUUGGUUUCGUGAGUUAAUAAAAGGAGCACAAAGCAUGGAUUUAAGAUCUAAGCAUUGGACUAGAUUAAAUAAUGCUGUUCUGAUUUUCGAUAUGAAACAUCCACUUCUUCACGAAUUCAUUAGUGAAUUUGCAUUGACUUUUGAUGGAAACAAAUGGGGGCAUAAUGGUCCAUACCUGGUUUCUAGAGUGAUCAAGAGGCUGCUGAAAAGACCCGGUUUCAUAUUUAAGAUCUUGCCACCUAUGGCUUUCUAUCCAGCUGAUUGGAAUAAGAUAAGGGGGUUUCUCAGGAAGCCGAAAACUCAAACUGAAUCGAAAUGGGUAGAAGCCAAAGUGCUUCAGCUCCGUGCGGAGACUUAUGGGAUUCAUCUAUGGAACAAGCAAAGCAGAAGAUUGACAAUAGAAGAUGGAAGUGUCAUAGGAAAACUUGCAUUAAAUCAUUGUAUCAUUUGCAACCAUAUAUUUAGUUCUUAGAUAACAGUUCUUGAAAAAAGAAAAAAAUGGUGGAGAAGGAAUUCUAUUGUGAAUACCAGUUUUUCAUUAUUUCCCUAUCUAUAGGAAACACUAUGAUACGAUUGUAAAAGAAAUGCAGUUAUGGUUAU